This is a messenger RNA of Leishmania major strain Friedlin, 2352 nucleotides long. RefSeq lists its product as hypothetical. NCBI's taxonomy places the organism in Eukaryota, Euglenozoa, Kinetoplastea, Trypanosomatida, Trypanosomatidae. The record is from RefSeq and is a predicted model, not a curated record. The coding region runs from base 1 to 2352 and encodes 783 amino acids. The transcript has a single exon.
AUGCCUGUCGUAUCUUCCUUUGUAGCGGCGGUGCUACUGGGCGGUGCACCAAUUCUAUUGGAUGCGGUGUCCGUGGAGAGCCGCGCUCACGAGGGAAGAAACGGCAGUACUUUGUCUUCUCCGGAGCAGGACUAUUCAGACCCCGUCGCUUCGGCCUCGAAAAGCACAGCGCUGUCGUCCAGCAGCUCUGGAACGGGUAGCAGUGACACUACACGGCCUGCCCACUCGUGGUGGCAGGACCUCUGUGGCAACCGUGCAUACGGUCGCUGCUUCCUCACGUACGCCACGUCCAUUGUUUGCGUCGGGGUUCUUCUUCUGGCAGUAGGUUCGUGGUGUCUCAGGAGGUGGUGGCGCUACUGCACGCGUUGGCUGAGCAGGUGGCGGCGCUUUGUAGAUGAUGCGUCCGAUGCGGAAAACGACAGUGCAGUGAGAUCUGGAGAUGCAGUGGUGUCUCGCCGUGGGCUCCUCUCAGGCCACCAGCUCGACUCGCAGGACGUUCCGGACGAUGAGAGGGCAGGGCGCCGUGCGGCAGAAAGCGACCGUGCUCUUGGUACUUUCUUUCACGCUGAUAGCUGUAUUGUGGAGGGAGCGCGCUUGUGGGGAGCGAGGCGGCAGACACCAGUCGGGCUCUUUUACAUGUCGACUCAGCCAACAGACUCGACCGAGGAGCGAAGGCGCACGGAUUCGAUCGCAGUGGACGCUGGCGAGGGGGCGACUGACAAUCCAAGAGAUUCCCGGAAUCUAUCACGGGACGCUGAUCGCACGCCGUCAGCCUCGCCACGCGCUUCCGCUUCGCUGUCGCACAUGCAGGAAGUGUUGUGCCUCGCUACCGCUAUCACCGACUCCUCCGACACCGGCGAUGACCGCGGCGAUCACAGAGGUGUGAGCAGUUGUGAAAGCAGCAUGCGUGAUCGGCGCUGCUCGUGCGAGAGCGACCGCGGCGGUGAAGCUCACGCGGAAGUCGAGCGUCCCGCGCUCCGCGGCGCCGCGGCGGACGAACGCGGGUCUCCCCUCCACAUCAGGGGCGACAUACUGACACACCUGAUCCACUUCAACAGCUCCUUUGACGCCGAGGACCAACUGCUUACCAGUGAUUGCAGGAACAAUGCCAGUGCCAGUCAGCAGCCCCGCGGCGGCCUCGCUGCCAUGACUCGCUCGACAGCGUCCGAUGCGAGCGUCGAGUCGUCGUCGCACACGCCUCCGCCACCGGCGCAUUUGGCCGAGUUAUCGCGUCGCAGCUCAGCAUCGUGUGUGUGUCUGUUUGGCGCGGACGCCUUCCACGACACUCCCUGUGCGCGCGUCGCACUCCCGCACGUUGGCACCGCUAUCUUCGACGCUGGAAUGACACAUCACGCCGACCAGACCAUCGCUGACGGUCUGUUUGACACAGGCUGCUUCCCGCCUACCGAGCCCUCUAGCGAAGCCCUCUGCACCACGGUGGAGUCGUACAUUAGCGAGGUGGAGUAUUUAGCGCUACCGUCUGAGCACGAAAGCACGGCUGCGCCAUCCCCUGUGCCUAACGCGGCCUUGCAUGUGCCUUUCACUAGCCUGACGAAGACGGCGCUACCAGCCACGGACGCGCUCAGUGACAGGCUUGACAUGGUGGAGGAGAAGUCGAUGGAGGAGGGGACGGACGGCGCGGCUCUUAGCCGGAACUGCGUCCCUACCCCACAGCUGCGGCACUUGCCGGCCGCUAAGCCGCCGAAGUCCCUGAGAAAACGCAGGUCAGAGAGGUACUGUGAGCCAUGGCAGCCAGUCCUUGCCCCUUGUAAGACACUUCCUCUUGCCGCGGCGGCUGUUGUGACGACCCUUUCACCGUUGUCGCCGCCGAGCUCGUUAUUGUGCAAUCGUGUUCAACGAAGCCCCGGCCCCAACGCACUCGAGGACGAUCUCGACGACCUGAUGCUUGCCGACGAGGUGAGCAGCGCUCAGAGCAACACGACCGGCAACGGCUCUCGCGUCUUCACUGACUCAAGCCUGAUCACAUCUCGUGCUCUCACACCAAGUGCGGAGUCUGAACAGGAGAUGGCGGCCACACCAUUGGUGAUGACAGUGGCCCACUGUAGCGACGCUAACGUCUGCUUGGAUCUCGAGCCCAAGACGCCGCUCGUGAGCGUCAACAACCCUCAACCACCAGCAUCGCCCCCUAUUGCCAUGUACCCUCGUACGGCCGGUUCUGCUCGAACGCUUAUGGGCAAAAGCGACGAGGGCUCUCAUGGGCAGUUUGCUUGGUCGCCACCUGUCGAUGGUCCACGGCCAGCACUGAACCUUUCCGUCGAGGAGCGGACGUUGUUGUUGAAGAGCAAGAAAUGGUUGUUUCCGCUUAUUGACGGUGCAGACGAAAUCGAGUAG